This is a messenger RNA of Myiozetetes cayanensis, 6412 nucleotides long. It is a transcript of the gene ST6GAL2, whose product is annotated as ST6 beta-galactoside alpha-2,6-sialyltransferase 2. Gene Ontology annotation, molecular function: sialyltransferase activity. Bases 70 to 1749 code for a protein of 559 amino acids. The record is from RefSeq and is a predicted model, not a curated record. NCBI's taxonomy places the organism in Eukaryota, Metazoa, Chordata, Aves, Passeriformes, Tyrannidae. The transcript is spliced from 7 exons.
GAGCAGGGCCCCCAGAGAGCCCUGAGCGCCCGGCGUCUUGCAAACUUUCUGAACUGUAACCCUUUUGCAAUGAAACUUUUCAGGCGUGGUGUUUGCAUCCAGGUUUCAUUUUCCUUCACCAAUACUUCAAGGCACAGAGGAGCUGGUAAAGGCAUUGCCAUGAAACCUAACUUGAAGCAAUGGAAACAACUCAUGCUGUUUGGUAUCUUUGCAUGGGGUCUUCUUUUCCUGGUGAUAUUCAUCUAUUUUACAGAUAGCAACACCGCUGAACCUGUUCCAAGUUCCUUUUCUUACAUUGAAACUAAGAGACUUCUGCCUCUUCAAGGCAAGCAGAGAGUCAUCAUGGGAGCCAUUCAUGAUCCAUCAUUCUCUGAAACCAUUGAUGGGAAUGAGGUACUUCUUAAUGAAGAUCUCUUAGGUACAUUUAAAUCAGGGACUGGAAAUUCUAAGAAAUGGACUGUAUUGGAAGAUGCCUUUAGAAAUGAAGAUGAGUUUUUUCCAUCCCAGUUAGGAAGAAAAUCAAAAAGUGAUUUCUACCAAGUGAAUGACGAUUAUUUAUUUGCUGCUGGUCAGCCUCAGUCACACAGCCACCUUCAAGAGAUAGAAAAAUUCAUCUCAGCUGAUGUGAAUAAUGCAAAAGUAAGUAUUUUGCAGAACAACUGGAGCCAUCAGAGAAGAAUGAGGAGAAGGAGCACAAAGCAUAGGAGAAACCAGAUGCUUGAUGAAUCUGAUGACUGGGAUGGGCUGUAUUCUACAAUGUCGAAAUCCUUUCUUUACAAGCUUUGGAAAGGGGAUGUCUCUUCCAAGAUGCUAAACCCUCGACUGCAGAAGGCGAUGAAAGAUUAUUUGAGUACCAAUAAGCAUGGGGUGCGGUUCAAGGGGAAACGAAACUCCAAGUUGACAGGAGACCAGCUAUUCUGUGAGCUAAAAGAAAGAGUGAAUGUGAAAACAAUAGAUGGCAAGGAGGCUCCAUUCUCCACUCUUGGAUGGGAAAAGCACGUUCCCCAGAUUCCACUGGGCAAAUUAUAUACACAUGGCUUUGGGAGCUGUGCAGUAGUUAUGUCUGCUGGUGCAAUACUGAACUCCUCUCUAGGAGACGAAAUAGAUUCUCAUGAUGCCGUUUUAAGAUUUAAUUCUGCUCCAACACAUGGCUAUGAAAAAGAUGUUGGAAAUAAAACAACCAUGAGGAUCAUUAAUUCUCAGAUUCUCACCAAUCCAAACCAUCACUUUGUUGACAGCUCCUUGUAUAAAGAUGUUGUCUUAGUUGCCUGGGAUCCUGCUCCCUACUCUGCAAACCUGAAUGUGUGGUAUAAGAAGCCAGACUACAAUCUGUUCACUCCCUAUGUACAGCAUCGUAGGAAGAAUCCAAGCCAGCCGUUUUACAUCCUCCAUCCAAAGUUUAUAUGGCAGCUCUGGGACAUCAUUCAGGAGAACACUAAAGAGAAGAUACAGCCCAACCCUCCUUCUUCAGGGUUUAUUGGUAUCCUCAUCAUGAUGUCCAUGUGUAAUGAAGUACACGUGUACGAAUACAUCCCUUCAGUCCGGCAGACCGACCUAUGUCACUACCACGAACUCUACUACGAUGCAGCUUGUACCUUAGGGGCCUACCACCCACUGCUCUACGAGAAGCUCUUGGUGCAGAGGAUGAACAAAGGUUUACAGGAUGAUCUGUAUCGGAAGGGGAAAGUCAUUUUGCCAGGGUUCAAAGCUGUCAAGUGCCCCAAACGAAAUAAUUUCUCACACUUGUAGAAGUAAGUCCCUCAGAAACAAUGUGCAAUAAGGUACUACUGUCGUACUAUAAACAAGAAGAGAAUACUUGAAAAAACGUUAUCUUAGACCAAUCUAGUCUUGAGUCUAUAAAUUGUAAUUAAGUAGCAGGCAUGAGAAAUACUUCUUUUCUGAGCCUGAGUAUUUAUUACUGCUUUGCAAAUAGUUACAGAAAAAAGCAAAGGCUUAGCUCAUGAAGGUGCAAGGGACAUACUUAGGCAGAAAUAUAAUGCAUUGUUGUUGGUGUGACUGUCAGAAUUUGUCAGUGGUCUCUUAUGCCAUAUAUGCUGGACUGUAAUUUUUUUUAAUGACUUUAUUUAACUAUCAAACCUGGCAUUGUGGAACAGCCUCUAUUGUUCACGUAUGUACAGAGCGGCCAGUUGAACAAUGCAGUGUUUCCCCAUGGCUUUGUAAGAUUUUCACACACUCCCAGAAUGAAGUAAUUGCUACUCCAAGCUGUGCAGUCAUUAAGUGCAGUAGACUUUAAUGCUUGCUCAUAUGCAGGCUCUGUUACAGGCCUCCAGCUGUACAGGGGCCUUACAGUGACUGUGAAGUCAGCGCAGUCAGAGAUGGAUGUACACACAGCCAAACCCAUUAAGCUACUGGAUGUACUUUUAAUGCCAGACUCCCAUGCGCACACUGUCUGCAGAGGGAAAUGUCUCAUUCCUUUAGAGAAAAACAAACAUAUUUUAACCCAUUUAGGAGGAGAAACUAAAGGAUUAUCAGGAAGGUGUAAGAUGGGCAUGCUGCCUUCCUCCAGUCUGCACAAUACAGAAGAUCCAGAGAAAGGCAAGGGAGGUUGUGCAGCACUCACACAUCACACUGAAAGCAAGCAUAGAGGGGGAUCACCUUUCUGCAACAAAGAUAGCAUUCAGGAAUACAGACAUUAUCUGUUAAGUGUUUCACUGAUAUCUGAAUCAAAGUCACUGAUUCACAAUUUAUUGCUGUUAAGAAAGUAGAGGAAGUGUUCUGACAAAAAGAAGAGGAUAUCAGCAUUUUUUACUUAAUGUUUGAAAGACUGUACCCCAGAAGAAGUGGUAAUGCCUGCAAAAAAGCCUGACUACAGAUUGCAUAUGGAGACAGUUUAAAAUUUUCAUUCAUUACACACAAUGAGAAUAUUCUCUAAGGCACUUCUAAAAAUCUGCCCAAUUGCUAAUAUAUUUAAAACAUUAUUUUCCAUAUUUUCCAAGACUUCCAUUUCAGAUUUUCCAAGUGGCAGGAGCUUAAUGGGUUUUUUCAGUUUUUUGUUUUGGUUUGUUUUUUCCCACACAAUUGUACUCUUUCUUUUAGAGUAAGUUCGGCAGGAACGUGUGUACACAAAAGAACAGCUAUAUCCUACUCAUGUCCAUUCAGUAAAAAAGCAAACAGCUCAAAGAAACAUUGAAAGGAAUAACUGCGUGGUUGUGGUGGAAAGUAUUUUUUGUAUUUUGACUUAAACAAAAAGACUUUUGCCAGAAAAGCAAAAGAACACAAACAACAUUAAUGACUAUUUCAUCUUCAAUUGUAAUGUAAGUAUAAUCACAGAAUCCUUUUUCUCUCACUCUACUCUUUGGGAAGCAUUAUUGAAAGGAUCUUUUGGAAUGAUUAUUUCCUUCUUCAGAAACAAAGAAUAUGUGUUUUACAUAGGACUUAGCCUUCUUUUAGGGAUUUCUGAUGAUCUUAAGAUUCUUACUGACAGAAAUUAUGUCCAGAUAAUCUAAUAACUGUACUUCUGUGCUGUAUGGAUAGUUAUGUCCAUAAGUCAUUUUGGUACAUGCCAAAAUGAAUAGGUUUUACUUAUAUUAGCCUUAGACUCUGGAUAUACUACAUACCAAUUUCUUUUUAAUGUUAUGUAUGGUGGCAGCUUUUAUUCUUGAAGUUAAUAACAUUGUUACUUAAUUUUCUGAGGAAUAGAUAACCUACACAGAACUAAUCUAUUUUUCCUUAUGUUUGGUGCCCUGUUAUCAAAACAUUGAAAGUCUGAACAGUGCAAUCAAACAGGUCUCUCUCUGCUGUACACUGUGUUAGCUAUGACAUGUUUGUAAAGGAAGGGAGUUGAUUAGCUUUCUUUGACUAGUGAAUCAAAAAGCAGGAAAUUCUCAAGUUCCAAAGGAAAAAAAAGAAUAUCACUUUGGCCUGCAACCAUUCACUUUUAACUCUGAUUUUCACAAAGAAGAAAAAUAGUAACUGCAUUGCUCAACUACCAACAGCAGGAUUAUUUAGUAUUACUCCCUCAAAAAUUUGUCAGAAUAAUCAGCAUAGCUAUUGUACAGAACAGGGCAAAUUAUAAAGUUUCAUCUAACAAGUGCUAAAUAUACCUACUUACUGUGCAGAACCAGAUAUGAGACGUUAACAAAAUGAAUUAUAUUUUUAAUUUACUGGACUGCCCUCACAGCCAAAAUCUUUUCUUUGCUGUAUCCUUAUUGUAUGGCAGUCAGUCCUCCUUCCAUAAGUGCAAACGUGGGUGCUGUAGCACCAUCACCUCAGAAAAUGCCACAGAGCUGUACUGCAAAUGCUUGCUCACAGAGAAGGAAGACCAACUUAUGGUGCCAUCUUUAAAAAAUAAGCAUCCCUGGUGUGGCUUCCCCACACUGGUUUCCACUGUGAUGUUUCACUGGUCUACCUGAUCAAACACCUUGUAGUUGCUUAAAGAGCAUUUUCUCUCCUACCUUGUUUUGUCCUCCUUUGUUUUUUGGCACAGGGGAAACACAAAGGACCUCUAGACGUGCUUCCCUCACCACUGCUUACACUCUGUGACAUUGGCAUUGUUGCCUUUUAUAAGAGCCCACCAGGUAUUUUUGCAUUAAUGAGCAUGUCCCCAUCCCUUGUGAGGGCAGAGAGAUCUUUACGAAGAAUCGUGUUCAGUAAAUUUAAAACAGUGAGCAUGUAACAAUAUGGGACUGUGAAUCUUUUAAAAAUAAUGGGCGAGUGCUGGUUUUAUAUCUAUACAGUAAAUGCAGGAAUGUUAGAGGAAGUGCAUUUUCUCACCAAGAUCAUGGGGCUUUUGGGGGAAAAGAUAUAGGCAUGGGUUUGUAGCUCUCCAGUGUGGCUGCCGCACACUAAAACAGCGUAAAACAGCACUGUAAACAAGAGAGGUUUGCACAAGCCCAGCUUGUGAGGGGCAUCAUCAGCCAAGCAAUUGCCUCUGCUCUUGGACCUCUCUGCUCCCUUCACACUUGUUGCAGGUUUUAAAUUUAUGGAGUUUUAGUGACAAGCAGGAACAAGUUGCCUUCAAACACUAUGGAGCCUCAUUGCUGUGCCCUGGUGCUGUGGACAACAGCUGAAGUUAGCUGAAACAAACCAGAAACACAGCAGCAGCUUAAGGAAAUAUGCUGAGUUUAUGCUGAAUUUCAUUAUGCUCCUUUUUUCCCCACUGUGAAUUCUAUAGCUUUUCUGACUUGUGGUGCUCUAUCAUUUUAUGCAUUCAGCUUUUGGAUGGUUAAAUCCAGGUAUUCUUCAGUUUAUUCAAGAAAAAAAAUAUUAAAUAUUUUGCUUCAUUUUGGGCCAAAAUCUUUUUGCUAGGAAAAAAACAUUACAUUGUUUUAUUCCGCUAUAGUUCUGAAGGUUACUUCAGCAUAAAAUCAUAGUUCAGUCAGUGCUUCCUUGGAUUAAACUACUACAUCUUUUUUUUUUUUUACCUUGCUGUGCAGUUUUAUGCUAUAGAAACUUUGGUAAAUUCACUGAAAUUAACAUGAUAUAAGAAAUAAUGUACCUUUGGAGAGGGAGGGGGGUGAUAUAAACACUCUAAUCUACAUUCUUACUGUACAAAUUUAACUUAAGCAUUGCUUGUCUUUGGUCAGGAUACUUUCUUUGGUGAUCCAAAUUCUGAACUUUUUGCUGUAAGUUGCCAAUGUCAGGAAAACCAAGACAGAUUUUUCUGAAGUGAAGACAGGUGUCUACACUCACUCUCUGUUGCACAGACUGAAUACAGUCAUUUUAGAGACUGAUUUAAUUAAACAGGAGUUUAAACACACUUGUAGACCAAUCCAUAGUGGGGGUUUUAAUUUCCUUUUUCUUCAGCAGUUUUUAAGGAUGGAAAAUGCCAUUUGGACAGUGACACAAAUGUGCCAUGAAAGGAGUGUUAAAUGCAUUGACUGCAAAAAUAAAUGGCUACUGUUUUUCCCUUCAUGCUCUCUAAAGUUGAUGUGUAAUGGCUAAAUGAAAUUGUUCUUUGAAGUAGGUAAUUCAGAAGCCUGUCACUAGAAAGUAUCUGAAUCUUUCCCAGCACAAAGCAGGUACCUGAUUUAACUGUUUGAAAUGUAACGUAACCUAUAUCUGGGCAUACCUGCAUCAUUGAAUGAAUUUUGACACUGCAGAUGUCUUUUCUCUGGCUUAGUGAUCAGAUUCAGAAUUUUGUUCCUAAAAUAAGAGUUGUGUGUAAAAGCCUUACUUUUCUUUAUAUCAUCUCAUCACUCUUAUAAUGUGUAGUCAUUGAACUAUUCAAAUAUAGACUGUGUACUUUUUUAAUAGCUUUGAGAAUUAUUUUAUAUGAUGAUUUUUUUAAAUGAAUGUGUACUCUAAUAACAAAGCUUAAGAUUUUACAGGAGUCACAUUUUUAAGCAGUGUUUGUAUACAUUUUAACACUUUUUAUAUUUUCUAUUAUGAUUUUGUAUAUUUUUAUGUAUGCACAGUGUACAGAUUUUUUCCUGUAAAUAAAACAUUUGUU